GAGAGUAGGAGAGUUGGAGAGUGCGAGAGGCAAGCAGGGAGGGGAGAUCGAGAGGAGUCGCGCACACUCCAACACCACAAGGCUGUUAUGCGAACCCGAUGCGCGCAACAGAUUUGCAUGCCAGCGCACUAGGGGUAUUUUUAAUUUAAAUUGCUGCAACUCAGACAAUAUUGCAUGUGAAUGCAUUCUUGCAGUGAAGAUCGAGGAGCAAUGCAACGGGGACCACCACACCCAGUUGCCUAAAUUAAAUCUGGAAGUGACCUCUGCAACAAUUUGGAGCUUUUUCCUGCUUGGUUUCAACCACAAAAGGACAUAAUGACGGGACUUUUUCAACUGAGAAUGUGGGGUUUCUUCAUCGUUUUAGUGCUGUUAACGCUUCACGCAUCUGGUAAGACACUACGAUAUCAGAUUUACGAGGAACAGAAGGUUGGCACAGUUAUUGCUCGUUUAAAAGAUGAUGUCGCGGAUGUUCUGGCUAAACUUCCAAGCUCAGUGUCGCCGCGCUUCCGAGCAAUGCAAAGAGGGAGUUCCUCGUUUCUCACUGUGCGCGAUCAGGACGGAGAAAUAAGCAUCAAAUCCAGAAUUGAUAGAGAAAAACUUUGUGAAAAGAAUCUCAACUGCUCGAUCCAAUUCGACGUGCUCACGUUGCCUACGGAACAUCUGCAACUGUUUCACGUGGAGGUGGAAGUUUUGGACAUCAACGACAACGCGCCACAGUUUGCCCGCGCCAUAAUCCCGAUUGAAAUAUCCGAGAGCGCGUCUGUCGGAGCGCGCAUCCCCCUGGACAGCGCCACGGAUCCAGACGUGGGCGAAAACUCCCUGUACAGCUAUGCCUUAGAGCCCAACCAUUUUUUUAAUAUUGAAGUACAGUCCAGAACCGAUGGGGCAAAAUAUGCUGAGCUGGUGGUACUCCGAGAACUGGAUCGGGAGGUACGCUCCAGUUAUGAACUUCAGUACACGGCUUUUGAUAGGGGUGUUCUAUCCAGAACAGGAACCACCCUGCUUAAGAUCAAUGUCGCAGAUUCAAAUGACAACAGCCCGAUCUUUGACAAGUCCUCAUACGUGAUCAAUCUUCCUGAAAAUGCACCUGUUGGAACACUGUUAAUUGAUUUGAAUGCCACUGACGCUGAUGAUGGGACAAACGCCAAAAUAGUCUAUUCAUUCAGCAGUCACGUGUCCCCCAAAAUCAUGGAGACGUUCAAAAUCAACCCUGAUAGUGGUCACCUGACCCUCAUUGCUCGUGUAGACUAUGAAACUACUAAUUCCUAUGAUAUUGAUGUGCAAGCACAGGAUAUGGGUCCAAACUCCAUGCCAGCCCACUGCAAGAUCCUGGUCAAGGUGGUUGACGUCAACGACAAUAAACCAGACAUUAGCAUUAAUAUCAUGUCCUCACAGGGCAACGGAGAUGCAGCUUAUAUAUCAGAAGCCGCUCCACUGGACACAUUUGUGGCUUUAGUGAGGGUGGAGGACCUAGACGCUGGUCUUAAUGGAGAGGUGGAGUGUAAGCUUCAUGGUCAAGGUUAUUUCAAACUCCAGAAAACAUACGAAAACAACUACAUGAUUCUGACUAAUGUGUCUCUGGACCGAGAGAAGAGGUCAGAGUUCAGUCUGACGGUGAUGGCAGAGGACCGAGGGACUCCAAGCCUCUCCACAGUCAAACACUUCACUGUGCAUGUAACCGAUGAAAAUGACAACCCACCGCAUUUUGAGAAGGGGCAGAUUGAGAUCUUUAAAGCAGAGAACAAUGCUCCAGGGGCAUAUUUGACCUCCAUCCUGGCAACAGAUCCAGAUCUGGACGUCAACGGACAAGUGAUCUACUCCAUCCUGGAGAGCUCAAUUCAUGGGAACUCCAUUUCCACAUAUGUCACCAUCGACCCUUCUAACGGUGCAAUCUAUGCCCUGCGUACAUUCGACAGGGAGGAUGUGAGCCGCAUCUCCUUUAUUGUGCAGGCCAAAGAUGCUGGAACGCCACCGCUGUUCAGCAAUGCCACCAUUGUUCUCAACAUCCUAGAUGAAAAUGACAACCCCCCAGUGAUUGUGGUCCCUCAGCUGUGGAACUUUAGUGCUGAUGUACCAGUGUCAAAGUUCACUGAAGCUGGACAUCUUGUAACUGUUGUCAAGGCAACGGACCGUGAUAUGGGGAUAAACUCUGAGCUUGUUUGCUCCAUCGUCAGUGGCAAUGAAGAGGCUUUCUUCAAUAUUGAUCCAAGAACAUGUGAAAUUCGCGCCAACGCCAGUCUGGAGAACUUCCCUCAUGAGCAUGCUGAGAUAACUGUUGUGGUGAGAGAUCAUGGAAGUGAGAGCCUGAGUGCCAAAGCAGUUCUCAGGAUAAACCUCUAUGAGAAUAUAGAGAACCACGUCCAAGAGAUGGACCAAGGGGAGUCUCCACUUGAUGCAUCACUGAUUAUCAUCAUCUCCCUGGGGGCCAUCUGCGCCGUGCUGCUGGUAAUCAUGGUAGUGUUUGCUGCUCACUGCAACAGAGAGAAGAAGGAGACAAGGCAAUCUUAUAACUGUCGGGUCGCUGAAUCAACCCACCAGCACCACCCGAGGAAGCCCUCACGGCAGAUCCACAAAGGAGACAUCACCCUUGUUCCCACUGUGAACGGUACCCUACCAAUCAGAUCCCAUCACCGCUCGCCUUCAGAUACACCACCAUUGGACCGAGCCCAGAUGGGGACCAGGCAGUCUCACCACAGUCACCAAUCCCUUAACAGCCUAGUGACAAUUUCAUCCAAUCACAUUCCAGAGAGUUUUGCCCUGGAGCUGGCGCAUACAACUCCACAGGUGGAGCAAGUCUCACAGCUUCUGUCCAUGCUCCAUCAGGGCCAGUACCAACCCAGACCCAGUUUCCGUGGCAACAAAUACUCUCGCAGCUACAGGUAUGCAUUACAAGACAUGGACAAGUUCAGCCUAAAGGACAGUGGACGUGGGGACAGCGAGGCGGGGGACAGUGAUUGUGAAAUGGGGAGAGAAUCCCCCGUGGACAGGCUGCUGCUGGGAGAAGGAUUUUCUGACCUGAUACAUCUCGAAAUGCACCACCGCCUUCAUCCAGCAAUGAGACUGUGCACGGAUGAAUGCCGGGUACUGGGACACUCUGACCAGUGCUGGAUGCCUCCAGUCUCCUCACCCGCGUCCUCGUCAGACUACCGCAACAACAUGUACAUCCCAGGGGAAGAGUCUUCCCAGCAACCCCAAACUGAUGAUGACCAGUCCUCGGAAGAGUCAGAUCAACUCAAGAGUUUUUCCACUUUUGGAAAGGAGCCUGGGAGUGAGGAGGACGGGCCAGCGAGAGUUGCCGCUGGAGGAGGAAGUGAAGGAUGUACACCAGCAGGAGGCGCUGGCUCACUACUCACGGAAAUGAACAGUGUCUUCCAGCGGCUCCUACCUCCUAAUAUGGACUCAUAUAGUGAGUGCACUGAACCAAGCCCAACUUCAUCAUCCUCAACUGGCGAGAAAGGAAGCGGACGCAGUGGCAACAUUUCCGGUAACCAUAGCAACAUCGCCGUUCCCCAGGACAGCCGUAGAGGCUUGUUACCAGGUGGGAAGGGUCCUGCUUACCCCCCAGGUGUGGCCACAUGGGCAGCCAAUACCCACUAUCUAAAUCCAGGAAAUGGAUCUGUGGGGAACAACCACGUAUCCCCAGCCCCUCCCACAUCCUCCACCUCCAGUAACGGACAGCCACCACACCUCAAAUGGCUCCCUGCCAUGGAAGAAAUUCCAGAGAACUAUGAGGAAGAUGAAUUCGAUGGUGUGUUCUACCAGGGUGGCAAACGUGGCGAGAACCGCCAGGAGACAGGCAUGGAUGCUAGCGAGCUGGUCCAUGAAAUAAACAAACUACUGCAGGACGUCAGGCAGACCUAGAGAGUAAAAUACAUAAGGAGGUUUCUUCUGAGUCAUUUGACCACCUUUGAAAGAAAAUUCAAUGUGCAAACAUACAUAAUCAAUGUGAUAAACGCUUUGUGCUUAUCGUAAUGGCUGUCUCGUUGUUUUACCAAAUAUCUUCUCACCAUUUUGAGAUGAGAGACUUGAAGAGUAAAACACUGCACUGCAACAGAAGUGGCACAAUGACCUCAAAACAUAAAAAAUAAGGAAAACAGACAAUUGUUGUUGUGUUUGUUAGUGAUUUUGAGGGAGAAUCCACCAAUUAACUCCCUGUCAUUAUUUGUAAUGUUUACAGAUGCCAGUGGGAGAAACCAACUGUUAUGUGGUCUGGUUUUACAAUGUACAACAAAUGUACAGUGUCUGUGAGAAAUGACCGCUUCACUUGAAUAUUGUGCUAUGUGUCUUGUUUUGUUAUCAUGGAAUGUAACUGUACAAAUUGAUCUUUGUAUUUUAAAAAACACUUUUUCUAUAUAUUUAUAUGUGUCCAUGUAUGUUUGUACAGAAAAAGAAAACAAAUGUCUAUUUUUUAUAUUGUCACUGCAUGUCUAAAUAUUCAGUGUGUAUCUCUUUCUUCUGCUUUGUUACUUUUAUAAAACAAUUGUAUUUAAUUUUGUAUUGAAUGUUUGUGAGCACCAUUUAAAAAAAAUCACAUUCCAAUGAAGUUCCAUGUUGAAAUAUGGUUUUGUAUAGUGUCCUUAUGACAAAGGCAAAUAAAGUAGAACGAUCAAUAAUGUAA
Syngnathus acus (greater pipefish) is the source of this 4618-nucleotide messenger RNA. RefSeq names its product protocadherin 18a (gene pcdh18a). NCBI's taxonomy places the organism in Eukaryota, Metazoa, Chordata, Actinopteri, Syngnathiformes, Syngnathidae. Bases 316 to 3861 code for a protein of 1181 amino acids. The transcript has 4 exons. Gene Ontology annotation, cellular component: plasma membrane. The record is from RefSeq and is a predicted model, not a curated record. Gene Ontology annotation, biological process: homophilic cell-cell adhesion. Gene Ontology annotation, molecular function: calcium ion binding.